Molecule: messenger RNA, 3083 nt
Organism: Exaiptasia diaphana
Lineage: Eukaryota; Metazoa; Cnidaria; Anthozoa; Actiniaria; Aiptasiidae
Product: zinc finger CCCH domain-containing protein 18
Exons: 17
Coding region: 152-3010 (952 amino acids)
Molecular function (GO): metal ion binding
Source: RefSeq, a predicted model, not a curated record
UUUUCCUUCAGUCAUCUAGAAGUACCAGUGUUUCAAAUACUUGAAUUUCUCUUAGAAAUAUUCAUAUGUUGGAUCGUAAACCAUGCAACAAGGAACAUAAUAUAUAGCUCUAGGUAUCCUUUCAAAGAAAGACUCGGAAGUAAAUAAAAGCAUGGAUGAUUUAGCCAGUGGAGCCACCACUAGCCAACAAGAGAAUGAUAUAACGUCAAGAGUUGGUGAUAUCACCUUGGAAACAAAAUUGCUGUCAAACUGUAAUCAAGACCAAGAACAAGUUUCCACGUCAGUUGCAAAGCAUGAUGGUAAAGAUGGGAUUCUAGAGGGAGAGGAGGGUGAACUAGACUAUGAAGAAGAUGAAGGAGAAACAUUAGACACUUCAGCUAAUAAACAAGAAAUACCAAAGAAGACUAAAGAAAGUAGUGAUAUUGAAGAAGGGGAACUAGAGGAUGGUGAAGUGAAYAGUGAUGGGGAGGAAGGAGAAAUCUUAUCAGACAAGGAUGACGAUAAGUCAAAGAAAAARACAGACAAGGAAGAAGGAGAAAUAAAUGAGGAUGAUUUAGAGGAUGGCGAAGUCAGAGAUCAGUCUGAUGGUUACUCAUCAAACCCAGGUAGAGGAAUUCCAAGAAAACUUUGCAGAUAUUUUGUCUCAGGGAGCUGUACUUGGGGCGUUUCAUGCAGAUUUCUACAUCCAGGUAUCAAUGACAAAGGUGCAUAUCAAAUGCUACCUCAACCAGGACAAUAUCCAGUACCAUAUGUAAGACCAUCUCAGCCAACACCAUUCCCAGCAGUAGAAACAGCACAGACUACUCCAGCUCUUAUACCAGAAUAUGACCAACCWGAGGAUCUUGAUACAGAUCCAACCACCAAUAGUAAACCAGUAAUACCAGAGAAAGAGACGGCAUGGGAAAGAGGAAUACGUCUUGCUAAAGAGAACAAAAAGGCAGCAAUGCGCCGUAAAGAAGAAGACAAAGAGUUUGAGCAAAAGCGCAUGAUGUUGAGUAUCAGUGUAGAUGUUGAGGAAGAAGACGGCAACAAGGAAAAUCAAAUCAAAAGRAAAGAUUUGAGAGAUCGCAUGAAGAAAGAUAUUGACAGCACUGACAGGGCGAGGGGGAGUGGUGCAGCAUCACGAUGGAGAGAUACUGGAGAUAGAUAUUCAUAUAAGGAUAAAGAAAAGAAGAAGACAAAAAGAACGAGACGAUCAGUUUCUUCAUCACCUGAAAGAAGCAAGUAUGAUCGUCGCCGAGAAAACAGAGAGACUACCAAGCAAAGCAGUGAUUUGGACAGGAAGAGAGAUAAAGACCGACCUACGAAACCCAAGUCAAGUGAGCCCAUUAAGACAAAAGACAAUUCUACGCCAGUAUCAACCACUAAAGAGCAAGAAACAAAAGACACCAAACCCGUGAAUAAAACCAAGACAUCAAGUGAUAGCGAUACAGAAGAUAAAACUAAAACUAAGGGUGGAAUUGUAGGAAUAUCUAAUGACAGAUUAGCCAGUGAYGAAUGGCAUGAUCCAUGGCAACGAACUACCUCACCAAAACGACGGUCGCCAAGGAGACGAUCCACCACUUCAAGUUAUUCCUCACGAAGUAGGUCUUCUUCGUCAUCGUCCGGCUCKUCACGCUCGUCACGUUCUAGGUCACGCACUCCUUCUUCAACUGGUUCAGAGUCACGGUCAUCAUCAAGGUCCAUUUCCAGGUCACCAAGUCGCAGCAGAUCACGAACACCUUCCGAGACAUCAUCGAGAUCUCGAUCACGAUCCGCCACGCCAUCUUCGGAAAGUGAUCGUUCAAGCACGUCAAGUCGCACAAGCAACAGAAAGGAAGAAAAUGCAUCGAAACCUAGCAGUGUGAGAAACCGGUCCAUUUCACAUUCACARUCCGAUUCUGAGUCACCCUCGGAGUCUGAAUCAGAAUCAGAUAGAACACGUUCCAGUGCUUCUCCCAUCCCCACUAAACCUUCCAGUCCCACUCGGUCACCAAGUGGRCGCGGUAUACGUAGUCCUCCUGAACMAGUAAAAGAGCGUGAAUUUAAAGAGAAGAAAACACGGGUUGAGCACGAUAGUCGGGAAGAACGUGGCGAUAAAUAUCGACAACAACCGAUGAUUGGUUGGGAUCGACGAGAACAACAGCGAUGGGAGGAUCCUUACGGGAGAGSAACACGUGAUAGUCGUGGAAACAAAGAAAGAGAAAGCAAUCAGCGAAGACGAAGAUCUCCACCAACAAGACGGGAUGGCGACCAGAGAAGACAUUUCGAAGAGGCUGCGCCUCACAGUCAGAGAGAUAAUAUGGAUCAAUCAAGAACAUUAUCACCACCACGAUCACGUGAUUACAAUCGACGUGACGAUCGAAGUAGUAAUGGUACCAGUAAUAACACCAAGAGUGGCACACGAAGUUCCAAUGUACCAAGUAACGAGUCAUGGGCUGCAGAAAGACGAAAAAGGCAGCAAAUCCCAUUGUCCAGCGGUAGUGUGCGAUACGCUGGUCACAAAGAUAUUAAACUCACUCUUAAUAAGUCCGUAGGUAAAGCACAGCCUGCAUCCCAGUCUUCAAGAUCGUACUCUCCGACAAGACAAGCUGAGGCAAGCAGUAGUAGUACUGGACACAAAGAUAAUGAAUCCAAGAAACGUUCUGGGCGACCAGUUGAGCCCGAUGCUCCUCAGCGGCAUUCCAGUCCUCGCGAUGAUGUCACGUCUUCUAAACCAAUCAAACGCGCAGCUGAUAGUGUCCUUACUCCAAGACCUGUUGACGCACCCUCUAAUAAACGCCCCUCUGAUGAUUCGUCCAAGAACCGGUUGGAGCCAACGAGAUCUUUAAAACGAUCAGCCGAUAGUGCGCCGACUACUAAACGAACAGCACCCGAAAAUGUACCGAUUAAAUCACAGCCUCGUGAUCAACCUGAACCUGCAGACUCUAAACAAGGUCAUUUGUCGAACAGCUCCCGAAGAGAGGAACUUUUACGAGAGCUUAAAGCAGUCGAGGACGCUAUUGCUCGAAAGCGAGCGAGAAUAGAAUAAUGUGUAUACAAUGUUGAAAUAACACGCGUACAUAUUUAUAAAUCGAUAUCAUUAUAUUUGACAAAUCGUUGUU